Messenger RNA from Leguminivora glycinivorella, 1210 nucleotides. Its product is annotated as acyl-CoA Delta-9 desaturase-like. The transcript has 5 exons. Gene Ontology annotation, molecular function: stearoyl-CoA 9-desaturase activity; iron ion binding. Gene Ontology annotation, biological process: unsaturated fatty acid biosynthetic process. Gene Ontology annotation, cellular component: endoplasmic reticulum membrane. Lineage: Eukaryota; Metazoa; Arthropoda; Insecta; Lepidoptera; Tortricidae. The coding region runs from base 1 to 1005 and encodes 334 amino acids. The record is from RefSeq and is a predicted model, not a curated record.
AUGGGGCAGAGGGCGUCCACAACGCCGGUCCAGCAAGCCAGAGACACCUCGUGGGACUACCGAUACGUGUGGCACAUCGUCGCGUACUCCCUGGUGCUGUAUCCGGUGGGGCUGUACGGUGGAUACCUGUUCCUGGUGGCAGCGAAAUGGCAAACGGAUAUUUUUACCUUGCUCUUGUAUAUGGCAUCGAUUCUGGGAACCACAGCGGGUGCCCACAGGCUCUGGAGUCACCGCUCCUACAAAGCUAAAUGGCCUCUACAACUCAUCCUCAUGAUUUUCCAGACUAUUGCACUUCAGUACUCGGCGAUAAACUGGGCCCGCGACCACCGCAUGCACCACAAAUACGUGGACACAGACGCGGACCCGCACAACGCUACCCGCGGGCUCUUCUUCUCCCACCUCGGCUGGCUCAUGGUGGACAAGCACCCGGAGUUCGAGCGCAAGAUCGCCGCGCUCGACGUCUCGGACCUCGAAGCUAACCCCAUACUGCGCUUCCAGCAAAAAUAUUACGUCAUCCUCGCAACGAUUAGCAUCGUCCUACCCAUCGUUGUCCCGGUUUACUUCUGGGACGAGACUUGGACAAACGCUUUCUUCGUGACGAUGUGGUUCCACCACUUUUGCACAUACAACGCUAUUGCCCUAGUCAACUCUGCCCUCCAUAAGUGGGGGUAUAAGCCCUACGACAAACACAUGCUUGCAACAGAUACGUCUAAAGUUUGUCUAGUUCUGCUAGGGGAAAGCUUUCAUAAUUACCACCACGCUUUUCCCUGGGAUUACAAAGCCGCGGAAUUCGGCGGCCCUAUGUUUAAUUUCAGUAGUAUGUUUAUAGAAUUCUUUGCGAAGAUUGGCUGGGCCUACGACUUAAAGACAGUCUCGAAUGACGUCAUUCAGAAGCGAGUCACCCGAACGGGAGACGGUUCCCACCAUAUAUGGGGGUGGGGCGACAAAGACCUGCUUAAAGAAGAUGUCGAUGCAGCGAUUAGAAUUAACCCUAAAGAUGAAUAAAUAAAAUUAAUAUUCUGAUAAUGACAAAAUAACUGGCUUCUGUAGAGGAAGCUGGUUAAUGAUUGGUUAUGUAGAAAUGUCUUUUUAACCCCCGACGCAAAAACGACGGGGUGUUAUAAGUUUGACGUGUCUGUCUGUCUGUCUCUGUGUGUGUGUGUGUGUGUGUCUGUCUGUGGCAUCUUAGCUCCCGAACGGGUGAACAGAU